UCUCCUACCAGUACAGUAUAUAGUGCAAGAUGGUUUUAUCUAUAAGAAGCCCUGUAUGUCCCUUUGGGAGACAUGCGCAACUCAAGUUUGAUGGUGCGACUGAAGGUUGCUUUGCCAUCCAUGGCCACGGUCCGGUUCUUGCUGUGCUUGCUGGUUGCAUGGUGUUGCGCGGCUCUCGUCAUCCUUGUCCCUCCAGCGCACGCACGUGUUGGGCUGGUGGGUGGGUUCGGCGGUCGCGAUAACCCGGCUGCCGCGGGAUUUCUCCAUGUGGGAUCGGAGUCCAAGCAGCAGCAGCAGCCGCGCGGCGGCGGCGGCAGCAGGUAUGCGUGGUGGUCGCCACCGGCAUGGAACGAGGAGCUGCGGUCGGUACCGGCUGGGCCGGACCCGCUGCACCACCACGGCAGCCCGAGGCGGCCGGAGCAGGAGCCAGAGCACCUCCCGUGAGGACAAAUAAGCAAUCCGCGGGCACGCCAUUGGCCCCUUUCUGGGAUGUGAUGUACAAACACGCGUGUUUCAUGCUUUGCCGUGAUGUACCAACAAUGCGUUCGUUUGGUGUUUUGAACAAGAGUAGUCCAUGCCCUCCCUCCGAUUUUCAUUACUAGCUAUACCAGUCUCGUUGUUUCACUGUACGUUAGCAUUUGUGAUCGAUGCGGUGCGUCAUCGACUCGUCGGCCCGUGGAACUGGAUAUAUCCGUGCCCUCAUAGUGAAGUCCUUAGAGCAACUCUAGCAGACAGUUUAUAUCAAACACCUGUAUGGUCUUUUACGUA
This is a messenger RNA of Hordeum vulgare subsp. vulgare (domesticated barley), 768 nucleotides long. Its product is annotated as protein FLORAL ORGAN NUMBER2. NCBI's taxonomy places the organism in Eukaryota, Viridiplantae, Streptophyta, Magnoliopsida, Poales, Poaceae. Bases 73 to 444 code for a protein of 123 amino acids. The transcript has 3 exons. The record is from RefSeq and is a predicted model, not a curated record.